UACACCAGGCAGCCAACUGGAGGGGAUAGAGAGCGAGAGAGAGAGUGUGUGUGUGUGUGUAUGUGUGUGUGACAUGACGGAGGCGUACGCAUCACCUUGUCUACUCUCUCCGCCGCCACCACGCCACCAGAGUCCACAUUUCUGCGGAUGAGCACACAGGAUUGAGUACCAAACCCAUAUAGGACUACAAUAGAACUACCAUAAGUCUCCUUCUGACCGCUGUCAUCAAUAGCACAGUUUUGGUGCCAGUUGUUAUUAGAAUUGAAAUUAGAAUUGAAUUUGUACAUUGUGCGGUGUUGUAGAACAUAACACAAGACAGGGUUUCAGUAGGGCUGAUGGUGGAUCGCCAUGCAGACAUAGAGCUUGUGUUCUGAUGGAGGAUCGCCAUGCAGACAGCAUAGGGCUUGUGUACUUGUCUUGAGCUGUGCGGCUGUUGGGCUGUACUUCCGGGAGGAUUGCGCCUGGAACGCACCACCAAAUACUGGACGGACAGACAGAGAAGAAGACAAGGACUGGAGACCAGGAGACCGGGGAGAAGGGACAUCGGCGGCGCCGCACAACACCGGGCAAGGGGAGCAAGAGCUCAUGUAGAAUGAGAGAGAGGGGGAGACGCACGGACAGACAGCGGAGGAAGAAAUGCAGGGAGAGGUGAGGGCGAACGAACGAACGCCAGCCAGCGGGACAAACGAGUGGAGUGACCUGCCCUCUCUGAACUCUCUAUGGAUUCUCCGCUAAAUGAUCUGUGGUGAUCGAGAGCAUAUUUCAGAGUGACUCAUGAGGACUCUUCACUCCGCCCACGGCAGCGGCUGCCCCUGGCGACGCCACCAUGCUUUUUAAAGGCACCGUAACCACGCCUUUUAACCCUUUCAUCAUUACGGAUUUCCCCCCAGUGCUUCUAGAAUUUUACCCGAGCAUUCUACAGCUCCCUUAGAACUCUGUGUUUUAAAAGAAACAGUAUUUGUGACAUCAUAGAGACAAACUCAAAGAUGACAGGAGGAGGCGCGAUGGAGAAGAGAGACAGACACUACAACCGCAUACUGUGAAGUGAUGCUAUCGACACCUCCCUCUCUCUGUCUGACCUCCUCUUCUCUAUAAAUCCCCAGGUGAUUGCUUUGGGGGAGUAGGAAGUCACGGAGCAGACAGAAACACUCCUGACCAACUGAUUGUCCUGAUUAAAAACAAAACGUGUGCUCAGAAAAACGCAACGCCAUUUUGUGAUGUGACCAUGUGUGUGGACGCAUCCAGCAUCCAAGCAUCCCUCUGGUCCAAGUCCUGACCCUCAUCUCUCACUGAGCUGCCGUGAAGAAGAAGAGCUAAAGAAUUGGUCUCGAGCAAUUUAAUCUGGCAGCUAAAGGUGUGUGGUGACCCAGUAUUGGGUAGUGGUGACCCAGUGUUGGGCAGGCAUAUAGAGUAGAGUAGAGCAGCUCAUCAGAAGUCCCUGCACAGGGAAGGGGCAAGUAGCUGAGGGGGGAAAGGGUAGAGGCGGUGAGGGGAGAAGGGUCUAUCUCGAUCACCGCCACCAUCUGAGAUCAAGCACUCCUGCCAAGCUGAAGAGGGGGAGGUGAUUUAGAUUAGAUUAGAUUAGAUUAGAUUAGAUUAGAUUAGAUUCGAUUAGAUUAGAUUAUCCUUUAUUGUCUCUUCGGGAGAGAGAAAUUCAGAGUGGACAUGAGAAAGUGUGAUUCACAGUUCACCACCACAUCAGAUCAGCAGCACAACAGACAGACUUAAGGACAAACAAAGAAACAAACAGACAUAUAAACAACAGGGUAACAGACAACCAUUGUUAGUGUUACACGCAAACAUUCCAAUUUUGGCCCCUCUGGAGUCAUCGAAAGAAAUAAUACAAACCUAGAUACUGCACAUAGGAGCCAUAAUACCCAGCACAGAGAAGGGGCAAGUAGCUGAGGCGGGAAAGGGUAACGGUGUGGUGAGGGGAGGGUGAGAGGAAGGCUUGAUUGCCGAAACGCGUUUGCUUUUUGGACAUGGUGGUAAUAUAAAUAAGUAAUGAAACGCGUUUGCUUUUUGGACAUGGUGGUAAUAUAAAUAAGUAAUGAAACGCAGUUUGUGAGUGCGGAAUUUUUCUUCCUAAAGUUGAUACAUUUUAUUGCGCACCCAAAGACUUCUGUUUUUUCCAAGAAGUUGAGUGCAUCCUUUGCCAAAACUUGAGGGUCUAUCACCCCCCCACCAUCUGAGACUAAGCACACCUGUUAAACUGACGAGGGGGGGUUGAUAGGAGCCGUAUAUAUAUAUACCUCCUCCAGCACCAUGAUGGAGAAGUUGGAGUCUGCCCCCGCUGCUGUCUGCUCCCCUCUUGGUCCUCAGGGGGGGGCGUGCUCCGUGUUGCUGUCCCCCCUCUCCCCCCCACCCCCACCUCCUCCUCCUCCUCCUCCUCCAGCCUCACGGACCCUCCACCGCCUCCCCAGUACCACCAGUAGCAGCAGCAGCAGCAGCAGCGCAGCCGGCAGCCCCCCCCCACCAGCGGCCAACGGGGACCACCGGAGCCGGGCGGACACACGGCAGGACAAGACGCGGCAGGAUGCCCCCCCUCCCAACACCACCACCGCCACGUCUCCACACGAGCCGGUCGCCAUGGUGCUGAAGAAGGCGAAGGUGGAGGAGGAGGAGGAAGUGGAGGGGGAGCAGAACAGGAAGGAGCGGGACAGGGACAGCCAGGGAGAGAACUCAGACUCCACACGGACUCCACCUCCUCCUCCUCCUCCUCCUCCUCCUCCUCCUCUUCAUCCUCCUCCUCCUCCUCUUCUUCAUCCUCCUCAUCCUCCUCCUCAUCCUCCUGCAACAGCCUUGGUGGUGGUGUCCUCUGUCAGCGAGCCACGUGUUACCGCGACCUCCUCACCGGGUCACACUCUGACCCCCUCUAACGCCCCUCCCACCUCCUCCUCAGCACCUCCCUCCUCCUCCUCCUCCUCCUCCUCCUCCUCUACCUCCUCAGUGAAGCCGGCCUCCUCCCCCUUGCCUCCCUCCUCCUCCUCCUCCACCUCCUCAGUGAAGCCGGCCUCCUCCACCCCCUUGCCCCCCAACAUCCCCGUGAUCAGCCUGGGCCACAGCAAGCCCCCUCUGCAACCCCUCCGCCUGCCUCCCCCCCUGCACCACCAGCAGCUGACGGCCCUGCACCCCAUCCCCAAUCUUCCCCCCCACGGGCCCCCCCUGGACACACGGCUUCCCCAGCUGAGUGGCCUGGCUGGGGCCAACGCCAUGGGCGGCGCCAUGCCCCCCUCUGGCCCCCCCCUGCUGCCGGGAGGAUACCACCUACUGAACAGCUCCUUCCUUGGACCACCUGGCGGCUUCGGGAUCUUUGGCAACAGCCGCCUCAAGCGGAGACCUUCCACACACUUUGAAAUGGAGAUACCGGAGACGGGUCCUCCGCAGAAGAUUGCGCGGCGCGUCUUCACCAACAGCCGUGAGCGCUGGCGUCAGCAGAACGUAAACGGCGCCUUCUCGGAGCUGCGCAAGCUCAUCCCCACGCACCCGCCCGACAAGAAGCUCAGCAAGAACGAGAUCCUGCGACUCGCCAUGAAGUACAUCAACUUCCUGGUCAAGCUGCUGAACGACCAGGCCAGCGACAAGGCCUCCUCGCUGCAGCCAGGGGAAGUGUUUGGUGAGGAGGAGGAGGAGGAGGAGAAGGAGGAAGAGGAGGAGGAGGACAGGCUAGAGGAGGAGGAGGAGGAGGAAGAUGGAGGAGAGGAGGACGAGGAGGAGGGAGGUGGGCGUGAGAAGCAGGAGGGACAGAAAAGAGGCAGAAAGACUACUCACAGGGGAGCUAAGCGCCACCACCACCUCCACCUCCUCCGUGGCCAGGCGCUCUCCUCCUCCCAUCCCCCACUACCCAGCAUGCCCCUCUCCCAGGCCCUGAUGCGGACCACUCUGGCCGUCACGCGCUGCAUGGAGCGAGAGCGAGACGCGGACGCUCUGAUGGCCUUGGGGGGGUCGUCGUCGCCUGGUGGCUCGAGUUGCUAUGGCGACACGGACAGUGAGGAGAGCCUUGGGGGGGGCAGGAGCUCAGGACUGAAGGCAGCCGGGGGGGGCAUGAUGACGGAGAAGGUGAAGCAGCAGCAGGUCCGGACGGUGGCCAUCUCCGGCCUCCAGCGGUGACCUUUGACCCCCUGACCCCUGACCUCUGACCUCUGACCAGGGGCGGGGCUAUGGGGGGAGGGCAAGCAGGGCAUUUGCCCCAGGGGGGCAGGGCCCUCCUGUAUUGGUCUUGAGGGCCCUGUCGUAUUCUGACCUUAGCAAGCCGUAUGGAGGGGCCCUACAAGUGUCUUGCACUGGGGCCCUGUUGAGCAUUGUUCCGCCACUGCCUCUGACGAUUUCUCAAGACGGCAGGCGCAUCUUGUCACCGGGGACGGAGGUGGUUGCUUUGGACACCAAGACGCCAGAUGGCGGUGACCUCUGCCGACCUCCAGGCACGUCUUGUCCACCAGGCAGGCGGUCGCUUGGUGAACCAAGAUGGCGAUUGACAGCUCACACUGUAAAAUUUCAGUCAGACACGAUUUCUUUCAAACUUUCAUUCCUUUGAGUUUUCUCUUGAUCCCAAAAUGGACUGCUGUGGAGAAGCCAAACUGACAAAUACAAACAUGGCGAUGGACAGAAACAUUGUUCAGACACCACAGAGUCAUGGACAUUACCUGCAAACACACAGUUGUGAUUUUUUUGUGUUUUGUGCUCAAGUGUUACACAAACUUGUUGAUAUUUGAUAUGUAGCCUAAGAAUAGUGGUCAUCUAGUUUACAUCUAUGUUUUGUGCAUCUUUAUUCAUGAGGGCCAGAAAGGGCAAUGUUUUAUUGCAUUAGAGAUACGAAUAGAACCACAUGACACAUGGAUUUUUAAAGGGGCCAUAUUAUAUGAAAACACUUUUCACAUGUUUUGUAUUUGGAUCUGUGUCACUCACAGCACCCAAAAAAGAAGUAAUAAUUUUGGUCAGGUAUAGUAUUAUGCUUCUAGGCCUAUAAUUGAAACAGGUGGAUGAACAAGUAUUCAGUAUACAUGUAUAGAGAAACAUUGUUGAACAAUACCAAAUAUAUAGAGCCUAUGAUUUCAAUGAGCUGAAUUAUGCUAACAGUGGUAGGCUCACUAUGACAUGUGUUAAAAAACAAUCCCUAAAUGGUAUGUUACAGGUGCACUAUGUCAUAUUUCAUCAGCCGUUUAUUUCCAGAAUUCAUGCUGCCCAUUUGCAAAUGUUACCUUUUUCAUGAGUACUUACCACCACCAUCAAAUUUUAUAUAUUCAUCGUGACUGGGAAAAUUGCACUUUUCACAUGUGAAAAGGUGGAUCUUGUGGAUCGCUGUGGCGUAGCGCGCUAAGCCCCCCACAUUUGGGCUUGCAUGCCCACCCACAGGGACCACAGGAGCCGUUCAGUCCGGCCUGGGGUCAUUUCCUGAUCCUCCCCUGUCUCUGUCCCAUUCGCUUCUUGUCACCAUCUUCAACUGUCCUGUCAAAUAAAGGCAUAAAAUCCCCUAAAAAAACAUUAAAAAAAGAAAAAGAAAAAGUGGAUCUCCUCCAUGUACGCCAUUUUGAAUUUGCGGCAAAACGUACUAUACUUUGGUCAUACUUGUACAUUAGUUCAUUAUUUAGUAAUUCAUGAAAAUAACAAAUUUGGCAAUAGGCAGCACAGUUUCAUUGAGCAGCAUAGUUGCAAUACUCUGGCCACCAUCCUACACAGUGCACAUUUAAGAACUUCAUGACCAUAACAAUAGCUAUAAACGUGUUCAAAAAGAGUAUAAUAUGGUCCCUUUAAGGUUUUGCAUCAAAUUAGUAGCAUGAAUAUGUUUGUCAUAAAAGAUUGUCAUACUGCAACGAUGCACUGUGGUACAGGGGUAGAAAGAAAGUUUCUCUGUGAUCUCGCUGCAUUAAUUUUAAAUGUUAUACCAUACCCUCAAUAAACAAGGAGUUGAUGAACAGAGAAAUGAUGCAUGGGAUGCACUAA
This is a messenger RNA of Engraulis encrasicolus (European anchovy), 5940 nucleotides long. It is a transcript of the gene lyl1, whose product is annotated as LYL1 basic helix-loop-helix family member. Gene Ontology annotation, biological process: regulation of transcription by RNA polymerase II. Gene Ontology annotation, molecular function: RNA polymerase II cis-regulatory region sequence-specific DNA binding; DNA-binding transcription factor activity, RNA polymerase II-specific; protein dimerization activity. The coding region runs from base 2266 to 4110 and encodes 614 amino acids. The record is from RefSeq and is a predicted model, not a curated record. NCBI's taxonomy places the organism in Eukaryota, Metazoa, Chordata, Actinopteri, Clupeiformes, Engraulidae. The transcript has 4 exons.